Messenger RNA from Fusarium pseudograminearum CS3096, 2553 nucleotides. RefSeq lists its product as uncharacterized. The record is from RefSeq and is a predicted model, not a curated record. Lineage: Eukaryota; Fungi; Ascomycota; Sordariomycetes; Hypocreales; Nectriaceae. The coding region runs from base 1 to 2553 and encodes 850 amino acids. The transcript is spliced from 4 exons.
AUGUGGUCAACAAUCCUCGGCUCUUCAUUGCUUUUCGCGCAUCUCAUACGAGCCCGAGUCGGCGAACCAGAACCUGUUCUGUUGCCCACCGGCGACUGGACUGGUACCGAUGGCAACUGGUCGACGAUAUCCUUCUACCUUGGUUCAAACUCACAGCAUGUCGAUGUUCUGGUGAGCACGGCUCUUUCGGAAUUUUGGGCUGUUGGCCCUGGAGGAUGUUUACCCAAGGAACCUCAUUGCAGUGCUGCCCGAGGAGGUAUUUAUGAUUCUAAAGACUCCAGUGAUUGGACUUCAUUAGGCACUUGGCAGCUUGGCCUAAGCUAUCUUGGUUAUGGUGGUAAUGGCGACUACGGCCGUGAUCUCAUCAACGCGCAAAGUCUUCUAGGGAGCGAACCAUUCACUAUGAAUGACGUGCUAAUAGCGAGCAUCAACACGACCGACUACUUGCAUGGCCUCUUCGGCCUGGGUAUCACACAGGGAAAUUUCAACGGCACUGUAGCGGAUUCACCUCUAACUCAAGCAGUCAGCCAAUAUGGACUGAUUCCAAGUUACAGCUUCGGGUAUACGGCCGGAGCCCACUACAGAAACUCCCCUGCUUCAUUAACCUUGGGAGGUGUCGUGAAUGCUAGGUUUGAGCCACAUGAUAAUGUUUUCACACUCCCCCAAGACGACAAUAUGGAACGCCCUUUAGUCCGUGGUAUUGAAAUAGCCCCCGUCGGGGAUCAAGACGCACCUGAUUCCUGGGAUUCUGAACAACUUCUGCUUUCACAGUGGAACUCGUCUUUCUACGCCAUCAUUGAUAGUACUACCUCUUAUCUAUGGCUACCGGACGAAGUUUGCGACCAGUUUGCCCAAGCCCUCAACUUGACGUACAACAGUACCUUUAACCUUUAUACCAUCAGCAACGACCAAUAUCGCGAGUACUCUAAAGACGAAUCAUUCGAUCUUACCUUUGUUCUUUCUAGCUUCGACGAUAACGACAACUUUGGCGAUCCCUAUGAUGUAUCGGGCAUUGUGAAUAUUACUCUACCCCUGCGAGCAUUUGUGGGCUUGCUACAGUAUCCUUUUAUGCCAGACGAGAUCCAGUACGGCGACCCGGCCAUCCCUUACUUCAUGCUACGAAAGGCGCAAAACAGCACAACGUACAUACUGGGACGUUCAUUCUUGCAAGAGUCGUAUUUGAUCACGAAAUAUGACGAAGGCACUUUCUCAAUUCAUCAAGCUCUCUUCCCAAACGGACCAAUGACAGAUUAUAAACCAUCCGCCAUAGAGCAGUCCGAUAACAGUCCGUAUCCUCCACCGAAAGCACAAGAUUCUGGAAAGGGACUUUCAGGUGCACAGACUGUGGGAAUCGGAGUAGGGGUGGGACUGGGAACCUUUGUUAUUUGUGCAGUAGCUCUCAUCACAUGGCUGUAUUGUCGACGAAGGCGGAAGGGCACAGCUGUAAGCAACAACGAAUCAACAGAGGACCAACGCCAAUCUCUGGAAGACGCAGCCCGAUCACCCAAAUCUCCUUUGCUAUCAUUAUUUUCAAAAAUAUUUGGACGAAGGCAAUCAACUCAGCAAAGCCAAGGGGCCAAUGAUGACAAAGAAAAGGCUGUCGAAGCUCCCGAUACCCAGAUCCACGAGAUGUCGGCUCCGUUGCCACCAGCAGAACUUGAAGGAGAAGAUUGCAUGUCAUGGAACGAUGACACCGAGUUAGGGACCGACAACUCCCACAACCUGAGCGCAUACGAAAUAGCGAGACAGAAACUGGACAGACAACUUCAGGGUCCCGUUCCCUCAUACAGCCCACCCGCGAAUGAAGCAGAGAUACCCCCAGAGAAAGCGAUAUACCAACCGAACCCGGCGAACGGCCCACCGGCAUCACUGAAUUUAUCACCCUCUGCGUCACUGAAAGUGUCCCCAGAAGGAGGAUCUAACGGUAACUCCAUGGUCUUGCCGUCUCCUAUGACCCCAAUGUUCGACCCAAAUGGUCGCCCUACCAAUGCGGUGUCACCAUCAGUGGCUACUAUGCCUGUAUCGCCAACGACCGACAUCGUCUCGUUAUCAAACUCGCCACACUCUCCGCAUUCCGACCAUCACACCAUCGACUCCAUGACUAUGGGCUCAGACAGGGAAGGUCAACUAUCAUCGAAUCCCUCCAUGAACCUACCACAACAGCGAUUAGUGCAGAGAACACCAAUUGACCCGUCAAGAGUGGUGUUUCUGGGAGCACUGCCCUCGGAUGCUCGGUUUUCCCGCAAUGCUGUACCGCAAAGUACAUCUGACGAGGAUCGCCAAGCUGCCAGCGGCCUGUCACAUAGUAAUCACUCUUCCGAUUCUUUGGGAAGUAACUUUACUGUGGACGAGGAAGGGCGGGGCGAAGAAGAUCCGACAAGGCGUCUAGGUCUAGGCACGAACGGUUCUUCUAUAGGGGCUGCGAUUGUGAAUCCACAACAAGGGCAUUCGGCAGACCAGCCUGACACUCUACGUGGUUCGGGACGUAUUAACCCGGGUGAGGAUUUGGUUCAUGUGCCACAGCUGGCCGAGAGACGAUAUAGCUGGGAGUGA